Messenger RNA from Rhipicephalus sanguineus (brown dog tick), 825 nucleotides. RefSeq lists its product as uncharacterized. Bases 1 to 825 code for a protein of 274 amino acids. The transcript is spliced from 4 exons. NCBI's taxonomy places the organism in Eukaryota, Metazoa, Arthropoda, Arachnida, Ixodida, Ixodidae. The record is from RefSeq and is a predicted model, not a curated record.
AUGGUGUCUUACACAAUCCCACCGCAGUUCGACGAGACGAGCGACAAGUGGCCCGCGUACCAGGUUCGGCUGGAAGCCUUUGAGGGUAAUGGCAUCACGGAAGACAACAAGAAGCGGGCCCUGCUGGUGACUGCACUGUCCACCCACACUGUCGACGUACUGAGCGGACGUUGUGCUCCGGAUACGGUGAAUGAACUGUCGCCAGUGCCCGUGAUGGCCGCGGCGCGAAUCCAACGAUGGGCCCUGCUGCUGAGCGCAUACGAUUACGUCAUCAAACACCAGCCCGGGAAAAACAACAUUCUAGCCGAUGCCCUCAGCCGACUCCCCACGUCAGCAACUUCCCAGCCAGAGACGCAGGAAGAAACUGCCGGGGGCCGGACACCAGCGCAACUCCUAAUGGGCUACGAUCUUCGCUCCAGGCUGCACAGCGCAGUGUCCAUUCCGCCCUCACCAGUUGACCGUCCCCCCCUCGAUGGGUGGCAGCCCGGGGAGCCAGUCUGGGUGAGGAACAUUGGGCAAGGCGAGCCGUGGACUCCAGCCAGCAUUACAUCGACAGACGGAGCCCGCCUGGUGAAUGCCGAUGGUCCGGAGGGGGAAACCAUUCGGCGCCACAGCGACCAGGUGAAGCCACGGGAGUUGGAGCAUGACCAGGGAGAAGCCGGCGACUCUCGGUGCCUCGAAACGGCCGCCGGGGCCGGAGGGGCCCCAGCAGGAGGAACACCGAGGCGAGCGCUAACAAGGAGCGAGAUCGCCGGGAGCCCCUCAACUCCGGUGUUGCGUCGCUCGGGCCGGCAACGCAAACCCCCAGACCGUUACUCACCGUAG